UCGCUCUUUCUCUCUCUUUUUUGUGUUUUUUUUUUAAAUCAUACAGGCUCUCUUACUGCGCCCGACGAACGACGAAACGUUACGCAGCAUUCCUCGCUUUAUCUCUCUACCUCCCAAUCUUCACAUCACGACACCAUUCGUUCCUUGGCUCGCCGAGUAUAUACGUACCAUAUAUCUUAAAAGACGAAAUAUAUAUAAAAGAACAACAACACACGCACGCUACACACACACACACACACACAAAGUCAUGUCCACAGAGAAUUUUGUUGGUUCAGCUUUUGAAUCCGAUCCUCCACGGAAAAUGUACGACUAUUCACAACAGGAACGGUCGACCGAGUCGAGGUUUCGUUUUUGGUCGAAUUCACGAUACUCGUCGUAUCUUGUGUUAACGGCUGUUUUCGAAGCCGCUGUCGUUAUUGCGCUCGAAUCUGUCAUUUUCGCAAAGUUUUAUGAUUCUGCGUUUUCAGGGCAGAUUGGACAGGGUAUUCCUGUGUACCUGAUGAUUUUUAUUAUUUGCCAAGUAUAUCAAGUCGGCAUAGCGUGGGAUGCUGUUCGCAUGCAAAACACGAUCCAAGUCAUUGCAUUUUUUUUGCUCAACCUUUGCUGUCUUAUCUAUGCCGGUUUUCAGUUUCAACAAAUCAAAGAAGCUAUGGAUCAGGAAAUCGAUGUGCCAGAAGAACAAGUGGACUAUCUACAAUGGUUGAUUACACGUCUGUUGAUCGUGAACGUGGUCAUUAUUGGUGUCUGUGAACUUGUCUACCUGUACCUUGGUGCCAGACUGUAUCAGGAAUUUGGCUGGCGGAUCUAUAAAAAGAUUGGUGCUGAUCCUGGAAUUCGAAACAUGUACCGUUGGUAUCAGAUCUUACUCACGAUCCUUAAAAUCGACAUGUUUUUCUUUUUGGGGUAUUCAAUCCAGUACCUAGUACUUGUGCUUCACGCUGGAGAUGUAGAAUUUCCAUUGACGAUCGUUGCACUACCGCUGAUAUGUCUGUUCCUGAUAUUAGCUGUCUAUGCAGUUCGUCAUGAAUCCAAACCCCUGGUGAUCAUCUUUUUUGUUGGAUUGGCAGCAGGAUGUGCAUACUUUAUAUUUAAACUUGUACGCAUGUACACGCCAUCCGAGGAAUACAAAUACAUGUAUGUCGAGAAGUUUUUGACCUUUUUUGCAAGUGUAUCAUUAGCACUUUUAGUACUCACCAUUAUCAACGCUGGGGUAUGCUGGUCAAACUUUGACAAGGGACUCAAACAACAUCUGCUUCGUGAUCGAAACGAGGCAGCAUUAACUCAAAAUGCUGGUGAUAGAACUCUUUCUUUGGACUAAUCUCAGUAAUAUAUAUUUCUCCCUCACUACCUCAUCCACUCACGAUCCAUCAUUCCUAAGCUUUCUUCGUUCACCUGCUCUGCCGCGAUCCCAACCUUUACUUAUUUAUCUUACUCAUACAUCCUAAUUUACACACACACACACACGCAUACAACACCUAUAACAAACGUACACAGACAAGUCCUCUCUAUCUCCUUCUUUCUUUCAUCCCUAACCUCUCCCUCCUACUAACCUUUAUAUCUAUACAUAGUUUGUAAAAUUAAUCCCACCUUUCGCAUUUUUAAGUUCUCUUUCUUCGCUUCGUCCUCCUAUUAUAUAUAAAAUUCUAACACCCCUACUACAUAUAACAAAAAUUAUCAUUCCUUUACGAUGCUCGUGUACAUGAGAUUAACAAAGCAUUUCUUAUAAGACAAGCAGUUGCUAUAUCGUAGUGAAAUAUUUAUGAAAACUCUCUUGCUCCAUAAAAUCUUGAAUAUUUUUCUGACUAAUACAUAAUAGG
Molecule: messenger RNA, 1817 nt
Organism: Zychaea mexicana
Lineage: Eukaryota; Fungi; Mucoromycota; Mucoromycetes; Mucorales; Lichtheimiaceae
Exons: 8
Coding region: 248-1318 (356 amino acids)
Cellular component (GO): Golgi apparatus
Source: RefSeq, a predicted model, not a curated record